Phodopus roborovskii (desert hamster) is the source of this 2147-nucleotide messenger RNA. Its product is annotated as keratin, type II cytoskeletal 4. Gene Ontology annotation, molecular function: structural constituent of skin epidermis. Gene Ontology annotation, biological process: intermediate filament organization; keratinization. The coding region runs from base 59 to 1660 and encodes 533 amino acids. The transcript is spliced from 9 exons. Gene Ontology annotation, cellular component: keratin filament. The record is from RefSeq and is a predicted model, not a curated record. NCBI's taxonomy places the organism in Eukaryota, Metazoa, Chordata, Mammalia, Rodentia, Cricetidae.
GCAUUCACCACCUGGCCCUUCUCUUCUACGCUCAUCACAGCUGCCUUCUCUCUCAGCCAUGAUUGCCAGACAGCAAAGUGUCCGCGGAGCCUCCCGGGGCUUUAGCAGUGGUUCAGCCAUUGCCAGUGGUGUCAAGCGGGUGGCCUUCAGCUCGGCCUCCAUGUCUGGGGGUGCAGGCCGAUGCUCCUCUGGAGGCUUCGGCAGCAGGAGUCUCUACAAUCUCGGGGGUCACAAGAGUAUCUCCAUGAGCGUGGCUGGGUCCUGCCAAGGCGGUGGCUAUGGUGGAGCCGGAGGCUUCGGUGUGGGAGGCUUUGGUGCCGGAGGCUUCGGUGCCGGGUUUGGUGCUGGUGGCUUUGGCGGCGGCUUCGGAGGCUCCUUCAAUGGUCGAGGUGGACCUGGCUUCCCUGUCUGUCCUGCUGGAGGUAUUCAGGAAGUUACCAUCAACCAGAGCCUGCUGACACCUCUUCAGGUGGAGAUUGACCCAGAGAUACAGAGAGUUCGCACAGAAGAGCGUGAGCAGAUCAAGACCCUCAACAACAAAUUUGCUUCCUUCAUUGACAAGGUGCGAUUUUUAGAGCAACAGAACAAGGUUCUAGAGACCAAAUGGAACCUGCUCCAGCAGCAGACAACCACCACAUCCCCCAGAAGCCUGGAUCCUUUCUUUGAGACUUAUAUCAAUGCCCUGAGGAAGCAUCUGGACUCUUUGACCAAUGACAAAGGGCGCCUACAGUCAGAGCUGAAGCUCAUGCAGGACAGUGUGGAGGACUUCAAGACCAAGUAUGAAGACGAGAUCAACAAGCGCACAGCUGCAGAGAAUGACUUUGUGGUCCUCAAGAAAGAUGUGGAUGCUGCCUACAUGAUCAAGGUGGAUUUAGAGGCCAAGGUGGACAGCCUUAAGGACGAGAUCAACUUCUUGAGGGUCCUCUAUGAAGCGGAGCUGUCCCAGAUGCAGACACAUGUCUCAGACACAUCUGUGGUGCUGUCCAUGGAUAACAACCGGAAUCUGGACCUGGACGGCAUCAUCGCAGAGGUCCGAGCCCAAUAUGAGGAGAUUGCCCAGAGGAGUAAGGCUGAGGUCGAGUCCUGGUACCAGACGAAGGUCCAGCAGCUCCAGAUCUCAGCUGACCAACAUGGAGAUAACCUGAAGAGCACCAAGAAUGAGAUCUCAGAACUCAACAGGAUGAUCCAGAGGCUGCGGGCAGAGAUUGAGAACAUCAAGAAGCAGUGCCAGACUCUGCAGACAUCCGUGGCUGAUGCAGAGCAGCGUGGAGAGACGGCUCUCCAAGAUGCCCACAGCAAACGUACAGAGCUGGAGGGCGCCCUGCAGAAGGCCAAGGAGGACCUGGCCCGGCUGCUGCGUGACUACCAGGCUCUCAUGAAUGUCAAGCUGGCCCUGGAUAUAGAGAUUGCCACUUACCGCAAGCUGCUGGAGGGCGAGGAGUGCAGGAUGUCUGGAGAAUGCCAGAGUGCUGUGAGCAUCUCGGUCGUUGGUGGCAGUGCCAGCAUUGGCGGGAGUGCUGGCAUCGGCCUUGGCCUGGGUAGUGGUUUUGGUUCUGGUUCCGGUUCUGGAAGUGGCUUUGGGUUUGGUGGUGGUGUCUAUGGCAGUUCUGGUACCAAGAUCACUGGUACCACCACCGUGACCAAGAGGUCCCAGCGAUAGAAGAGAUGGGGUCCUGAUGGCCCUGAGUCCGGCAGGGUCAGCCAUUGUUGGUGUCUCUGUGCUUCCUUCAUCUCCACUCUCCUUCCCGGCGUCCAUCGUGUCAGAGUCUCCUCCCCUCUGCCCCGGUCUCUCAGUUACAGGAUGAUCUUCUUGGCUGUGGCGUGGCUUCUGCUCUUUUGAAGCUGGGUAGCUUCUUUUCAAUUUGGGCCUUGUGACCCCCUGCAAUGGGAGGGGUGUCUGAUUUCACCCCAAUGGACAGAGGGGAUGAAGAUCAUCAGGAGCUCCUUCUUCAAAACUAUCAGGUCACAUGCGGCCCUUCAGUCACACCACCUUCUACCAGAUCCUGGACAUCCAUCUGCUACAAUUAUGCUCAUUCUCUACCACCUGGCAGCAAUGGGCUCUGCAAGGUUCAAACAAAGACUGCUUGGUGUCCCCUUCAACCCUGCUCAUCUCUGUUUCAUCCCCAAUAAAAUGCUUUUGUCAUUCA